AUGGUUCCUAAUGUACAGCUUAUGCCAGAUGAUGGAGAUCCCUUCUACAACCCUGAGAGGUAUCUGAGGGUGGUUGGGAAGCUGAAUUAUCUCACCAUGACGCGACCAGAUAUUGCAUAUGCAGUAAGUGUUGUUAGUCAGUUCACAUCUGCGCCUACAAUAAAGCAUUGGGCAGCUUUAGAGCAUAUUUUGUGUUAUCUAAAGAAGGCUCCUGGUCUAGGCAUACUAUACAAUAGUCAGGGACACACUCGCAUUGAGUGUUUUUCUGAUGCGGAUUGGGUAGGUUCUAAGUUUGAUAGAAGAUCCACUACAGUUUAUUGUGUGUUCUUUGGUGGGAAUCUAGUGGCUUGGAAAAGUAAGAAGCAGAGUGUUGUAUCCCGUUCGAGUGCAGAAUCAGAGUAUAGGGCCAUGGCACAGGCUACUUAA
Molecule: messenger RNA, 426 nt
Organism: Vitis riparia (riverbank grape)
Lineage: Eukaryota; Viridiplantae; Streptophyta; Magnoliopsida; Vitales; Vitaceae
Exons: 1
Coding region: 1-426 (141 amino acids)
Source: RefSeq, a predicted model, not a curated record